This is a messenger RNA of Zootermopsis nevadensis, 1274 nucleotides long. It is a transcript of the gene mRpL9, whose product is annotated as mitochondrial ribosomal protein L9. Gene Ontology annotation, biological process: translation. Gene Ontology annotation, cellular component: ribosome. The record is from RefSeq and is a predicted model, not a curated record. Gene Ontology annotation, molecular function: structural constituent of ribosome. Lineage: Eukaryota; Metazoa; Arthropoda; Insecta; Blattodea; Termopsidae.
UGCUACCUUCAUUACCUCCUACUUCCGGUGUAAAUCAUUUAUAUUAUUUGUGGUAUGUUUAGUGUUUAUAUUGAUUGAGGUGUUUACGAUUUUAACUACAUUCUGCGAACGAGACGGAUUUGUCUUCUGUGUCUUAUUGUAGAGGUUAAUUUGACCGGAUAGUACUAUCUAUGUAUCUUUUCCGUGGUUACAUUGUGAUUGUACAGAAUUAAGUCUACGAGGGCGUACGAAUAUGUGGAGACAGUUAUUGAAGCCGGUGAUACAGCUGAGGCAUUCAGAUAAUCAUCUGUUGUUCAUUUCACACCAAAAUGUAUACCAGCAGUUCCGGACGACUUUCAUUUUGAAGCGCAGGUGGCCACCUGGCUUGGUCAAGAAAGGCCGUGACCCUUCUACAAGGAAAAUGCGAGCACGACAUUUUAUUUACGAUCUUGUAGAAGAUACAAAUGUACGAAAAAAGAGACAGUUGGAGGUUAUAUUGACUGAUUUCGUAGCAGGCCUUGGAAAUCGUGGAGAUCGUUUAAUUAUGAAGCAAAAAGCUGCAUAUCAUCAACUGUUACUGCCUGGAUUAGCUGUAUAUGCAUCACCGGAAAACAUAGAGAAAUUUUCUCUUUCCAAAGAUGAUGUUGAUUACAAACCUAAAUAUAGUUCACCAUUUGUUUUGAAAACAAUUAGCAUUCUGCAAUGUACGAAUGUAAUAGUAUUAAUGAACAAGGAUGUUCCUUGGACAAUUGAACCUUGGCAUAUAAGAAUGUCAUUUCGGAAAGCUGGAAUUCAUGUCCCAGAUGAUGCCAUUUUGUUGCCAGAAAAACCAAUUUGUGGUCCAAAUAUGGAGUUGGAAAAUAAAUUUUUUGAGGUUACAGUGACAAUAAACAAUACAGAAAAGGUUCCUGUAAAGUGUGUCAUUCAUCAUUGGAGUACUUAUGUCAGUGAUAAGUUGACACCUGCAGAGGACUUCGCUAACCAACCACAAACUCCAUUAUUUCCUGUUACUGCAUCAGAAAUGGAUUCUGAUGCCAGUUCCAAUUUGAGCACUGAUACGCAGAAUAUGCAAUAGUUUCAGAAUAUUUUCUUGUUUGCAAAAUGCUGUAAUCAUUAAUCAAGUAGAAUCUUGAUAAAGCUUGUCAGGUUGGGCAUAUUCUCUGUGCAAAUAUUCAUCAUUGUGGUAAUUAUUCGUGUUGUAGCAUUUAUAAUUACUGAGAAUGUACUGUGUACUAUUGAGUAUUAAGAAGCAGAUUAAUAAUAUAUAUUAUUCUUGUGUGCCAACCACAUUGCAA